Molecule: messenger RNA, 855 nt
Organism: Musa acuminata AAA Group (dessert banana)
Lineage: Eukaryota; Viridiplantae; Streptophyta; Magnoliopsida; Zingiberales; Musaceae
Product: PRA1 family protein F3
Exons: 1
Coding region: 104-670 (188 amino acids)
Biological process (GO): vesicle-mediated transport
Cellular component (GO): Golgi apparatus; endoplasmic reticulum
Source: RefSeq, a predicted model, not a curated record
ACUUCACCGACGGGCCAGGUCUACACCCUUCCAUUGGCCACAUCUCUUGAUUAGUAUUACCUUGGACUUCGAUCUCGGUUGCCUCCGCCGGAGAUCGCCGGAGAUGACGACCUACGGGACGAUCCCCACCUCCACCGGCCCCUCCUCCUCCUCCUCCGCCACUCCCCUCGAUUACAUCUCCCGCGCCAAGGAGCGGGGCCGGUCCGCGCUCGCCACGCGGCGGCCUUGGCGGCAGCUGGCUAGCGUGCACGCCAUGGGCCUCCCGCCCAGCCUCGGCGAGGCCUACGUCCGGAUCCGCACCAACGCCUCCUACUUUGCCAUGAACUACGCCAUCAUCGUCUUGCUCGUCGUCUUCUGCAGUCUCCUCUGGCACCCCAUCUCCCUCAUCGUCUUUCUCGCCUGCCUCGCCGCCUGGCUCUUCCUCUACUUCCUCCGCGACGAGCCGCUCGUCUUCUUUGGCCGCACCAUUGGAGACCGGGUGGUCCUGAUCGUGCUCUCCGUGGUCACCCUGGUGCUGCUCCUGUUAACCAAGGUCACGUCCAACGUGCUCAUCUCCCUUCUAGUCGGCCUGCUGCUGGUGCUGAUUCAUGCCGUGCUGCGCAAGACCGAGGAUCUGGUGAUGGAAGAGGAGGCGGCCGGGCCUGGGAAGUGGUACGCGGCCGUCUCGUAGUAACACCGGACAGAACCGGUUUGGGCAUGGGUGCUUAAUAUCUUGACCUCCUACUUCUACCUAUCUAUUGUUGUGUGACUGCAUCGAUUUGCAGUAGUUUUAUGUAAUUGUUUUGCACACCAUUUGUUUGUUGUUUUGCCUGUGUGUGACAAACUUAUUCCGCAAUCCAAAAUCUUUCAUUUUUA